Molecule: messenger RNA, 2090 nt
Organism: Mizuhopecten yessoensis (Yesso scallop)
Lineage: Eukaryota; Metazoa; Mollusca; Bivalvia; Pectinida; Pectinidae
Product: 4-coumarate--CoA ligase 1-like
Exons: 4
Molecular function (GO): CoA-ligase activity
Source: RefSeq, a predicted model, not a curated record
GUUGUCAAUCCGGAGACGGGUGCUGAGUUAGGUGUCGGUGAAACAGGAGAGUUCGUCUUCAAGGGUCCACAGGUGAUGAAAGGUUAUCUAAACAACCAAAGGGCCACGGAUGAUAUGAUAAAGGAUGGGUGGCUCUAUUCAGGUGACGUGGGACACGUGCGAGAGGACGGCUGUAUCGUCAUCACCGACAGGCUGAAGGAGCUUAUUAAGUACAAGGGAUUCCAGGUCCCCCCAGCUGAAUUGGAGGAUCUGUUGCUGAAACAUCCGGGUAUCCAGGACGCGGCGGUGAUUGGUGUCCCGGAUGAGGUCGCAGGGGAACUGCCCCGGGCUUACGUAGUACCCAAACCUGACAAGCCACUGACUCAAGAGGAAGUUUGCAAGUUUGUUGAAGAAAAUGUGUCUGCGUACAAAAGACUACGAGGUGGAGUAGAGUUCAUGGAAGUCAUCCCUAAAUCGCCUUCUGGAAAAAUCCUCAGACGAAUUCUCCGGGACGAAUAUAGCACGAAAGUAUCUACAUAGGAAUAUUGUUAUUAUUCGUGUGAUCAUUUGAUAUAAAAAAUUCAGUUAUCAGUCAUGAUCAAAGUUAACAGAGUUAUCAAAGACAGCGACAUUUAUCUGUACUUAACGGUUAACAUAUGUAGAUGUUCAAUGGAAGCACGUUAGUCCUGACACGUUUGUUCCAAAUAUAUUUCCAGACUGAUGGAAUCAAUUUUGAACUGAUAACGUUAAAACAAAGAAGUACCAAAUUCAGCUGAGGGAUUCAAUGAAUGGAAACGGAGGUUUUGUUUCUUGAAAUAAUUCAACUGAUAUGGGUCGCAUAUAAAAUGUUGUGAUUGUUUUAUGCCAUUUGUAAAUAUUAUAUCACUCGUCAAAUAUAUUUCAUAUUUUGUAAUUUAUAUUUAUACACAGGUACUUAGAAAAAGAACAUAUAUAUGUUUUAUGCCUCUAUUUUGUGUACCAUUGUGUGCAUAUACAUCAAAGUAUAGAAAUGUUAAUGGGACAGAAACACAAACUAAAUGUUGGAUAUGUAUGUAACACAUUGUACAUAUGGUGUAAUUUAGGAUAUACUGGUAAUGAAAUUAUUUUCGUGUGUAUUUCUUUUCGCGCAUUAUGCCUGUAGUUGAUUUGUGAAUACAUAAUUUCGCGAUCGAUAACAUUCUAUUUUGCUAUAUGUAGUAUUUAUCUGUGAAAUUUAAUUCGUGGAAGAUUUCCAAUCGCGAAUCAACGUUAUUAUUAUUCUCGCAAAAUAAAGUGAUUACAGUUCAUGCAUUGUAAUGUUAAAUUGCAUAUAAAUGACAUAAUAAACAUAGCUAUGGAAAUAAAUGGUAGCAGUGUCAAGACAUAAGCAAUUAAACAGUGAAUAUUCUGGCUUUCGUGAUGAAUAUCAGUUAUAUUUCAUAAGUGAUGCUAAGCACUCGUGAAAAAGAAAAUUUCAACUAAAUCAACUUCAAAGUUAAAUACCGUUGUUAUUUUAUUUUUGUAAAAGUAAUGGCCUCCUUAAACAGACAAUUAAUCUGCCGUCAAUAGAAGAAAAAAAGGGAAUGCGAUAUGUAUGACUUGCGUUAUAAAAUGGAUACAUAACAAAACAAUAGGGGGCAAUGCUUAUACUUUAAAGCAAAAUACAAAGUUUAAUGAAGAUAAAGUGAUAAAAGAAGCGCACAAUUGUUCAUUACGAUGUAGACUAUUACGCUUUUAAUGUAUUUUUAAUAUCGACGAUAUAUGUUUUGACUUUGUAUGUUUUCAAACAUGUAGUUUUAGAAGAUUGUGACAUGUGUUAUUUCAGAAAUGUAAAUCUGUGUGUCAAUGUGAUUCUUUAUAAAUGUUAAUGGAUGGUUUUUACCAUGAAUUUGUAUGAAUGGUAUUAACAGAAAUUAUUGAAAUUUGUUGAUGGUAUGACCAUGUGUGUGGCUAUUGUUAAUUAAAGAGUGUGGAUGAUAUCAAUUAACAUGCGUGUGACAGAUUUUAAUUAACAUGUGUAUAGAUGAUGUAAAUAUUUAAUGUUUGUUGGUGAUAAUAACUAUGUGGGAAUAGUAUAAAUCUCACGACAAAAUGUUGUAAAUAAAGUAGAUUUAUGAAAUCUUUAAGUUUAA